Messenger RNA from Pelmatolapia mariae (spotted tilapia), 3972 nucleotides. Its product is annotated as ATP-binding cassette sub-family B member 6-like. The coding region runs from base 212 to 2770 and encodes 852 amino acids. Lineage: Eukaryota; Metazoa; Chordata; Actinopteri; Cichliformes; Cichlidae. Gene Ontology annotation, cellular component: vacuolar membrane. The transcript is spliced from 20 exons. Gene Ontology annotation, biological process: heme transport; transmembrane transport. Gene Ontology annotation, molecular function: ATP binding; ABC-type heme transporter activity; heme binding. The record is from RefSeq and is a predicted model, not a curated record.
GCUGGUGGUGGUAAUGACAGACACAUAGCUGUGAGUUAUUGUGCUCUCAGUGUCAUUCCUAAAUGUCGUUUGGACUACAGUUAGAGACGAUAAGCAAGCUAAUAACAGCUCGGAGGACUCGCUCGUCUCCCCGGAGUAGCCUCGGUUACUAACAAGUGGACUGUGUACAGUGUUUGGACUUCGCAGCUGCCUGCCUGGGAAAGCUGCAGCCAUGGUGUUUGUGCAGAGCUACUGUGAAGCAAAUUCCUCCAUCUCCAUAACCUGGGUGGAUGAAGGCAUCGCCCCCUGCUUCUACUUCACACUGGUCCCCACCAUCCUGCUCUCCCUCUCCUUCCUCCUUGGCACCAUCCACUGCAUAUGUUACCAAAAGUAUGGCACGCAAAUGGAACGCAAGUUCAUUCCUCGCGCCCGCCUCUAUGGUUUUCAGCAGGUCCUCCACGUCUUUCUGAUCAUCCAGUUUCUGGGUGGAGUGAUUUGGAGAGCCGCGAGUGCAGAUGAGCUUCCGGGGUAUGUGGUGCUGUAUGGCUGCUUUUCCAUCCUGGGAUGGGCCUGGGCUAUGGCUCUACUCAGGGUGGAGAGGCGCAGGGUCCUGGUGUCGGAUCGGACAAGAGGACACAGUGCUGUCCUGCUGCUGUUCUGGGCUGUAGCUUUCUGUGCUGAGAACCUGGCUUUUGUCUCCUGGUACAGUCCUCAGUGGUGGUGGGGCCUGGAGAACAAACCACAACAGGUGCAGUUGUUCCUGUGGAUGAUGCGCUACAUUAGCACUGGGCUGCUCUUCUUCAUCGGUCUCAAAGCUCCAGGGUUGCCAAGGAGACCUUACAUGCUACUGAUAAAUGAAGAUGAGCGUGACGUAGAAAAUGGUGGACAGAGCCUGUUGGGAAGACCAGAGGAGAACCAGUCCACCUGGAAGGGUUUUUGGAAAAAGGUCCGUCUGCUUGUUCCCUACAUGUGGCCGCAAGGCAACAGGUUUCUCCAGCUGCUGGUCCUCUUCUGUUUGGGGCUGCUGGGAGUGGAGAGGGCUGUUAAUAUCUUUGUACCUAUUUACUCCAAGUAUAUUGUGGAUGAACUGACUGAUGGCAGCAGCUGGCACACUUUAGCUGUUACAGUGUGUAUUUAUGUCCUGCUCAAGCUCAUGCAGGGUGGAGGAGCAGGUUCCUCUGGAUUUGUGAGUAACGUACGCACUUUCGUCUGGAUCCGCGUGCAGCAGUACACCAAUCGACUGGUUCAAGUCAAUCUGUUUGGCCACCUGCACUCCCUCUCUCUGCGCUGGCAUCUGAGCCGCAAAACUGGUGAAGUACUGAGAAGUAUCAACCGUGGCACGUCUUCCGUUAACAACUUGGUCAGCUACAUAGUGUUCAGCAUCUUUCCAACCAUUGCUGAUAUUAUUAUCGCCAUCAUCUACUUCAUCACUUAUUUCAAUGCCUGGCUUGGCCUUAUUAUCUUCAUCUGCAUGACCUUCUACCUCACUAUGACUAUCAUCAUCACUGAAUGGAGAACCAAGUACAGACGAGAAAUGAAUCGGAUGGAUAACGCUGCCAAGGCCAAGGCUGUGGACUCCUUGUUAAACUUUGAGACGGUAAAAUACUACAAUGCAGAGAACUAUGAGGUCGGCCGGUUUGAGGGUGCAAUCUUAAAUUAUCAGGCUUCAGAGUGGAGGGCGCAGGCAUCUCUGGCCUUGCUCAAUCAAACCCAGAAUGUUGUCAUUGGAUUAGGACUGCUAGCAGGCUCCUUGCUCUGUGCAUACUUUGUCACAGAGGGAAAGUUUCAGGUUGGAGAUUAUGUUCUCUUCGGUACCUACAUCAUCCAAAUGUACAUCCCACUCAACUGGUUUGGAACAUACUACAGAAUGAUCCAGACUUCCUUUAUUGACAUGGAAAACAUGUUCCAACUUUUCGAAGAAGAUCAAGAGGUGAAGGAUGAAGUAAAUGCAGGAAGCCUUCUCUUUAAACUGGGGAAGGUGGAGUUUGAAAACGUUUACUUCAGCUACAUAAAUGGCAUGGAGAUUCUCAGGGAUGUGUCCUUCACAGUUCUUCCAGGACAGACGGUUGCACUGGUUGGGCCGUCGGGAUCUGGGAAAAGCACAAUCAUUCGACUGCUUUUCCGUUUCUAUGAUGUUCAGGGAGGCUGCAUUCGCAUUGAUGGCCAGGAUAUAUCAAAGGUGAAACAGGCAUCUCUGCGAUCUCAUAUCGGCGUGGUUCCCCAGGAUACCGUCCUGUUCAACGACACCAUCCGGGAUAACAUUCGCUACGGUCGCACCACUGCUAAUGACCAGGAGGUGGAGGAGGCUGCUGUAGCUGCUGAUAUCCAUGACAAAAUCAUGACCUUCCCUGAUGGUUAUGAUACCCAGGUGGGGGAAAGAGGACUGAAGCUGAGUGGAGGAGAGAAGCAGAGGGUGGCUAUCGCCAGAACUAUCCUCAAAGCACCACAAAUCAUCCUGCUGGAUGAGGCCACAUCUGCCCUGGACACACAGACAGAGCGCAACAUCCAGGCCUCUCUGGCCAAAGUCUGUGCCAAUCGUACUACAGUGGUUGUAGCUCACAGGUUGUCCACCAUCAUUGGAGCAGACCAGAUCCUGGUUGUCAAUGAAGGGCGGAUUGCUGAGCGAGGACGACAUGAGGAAUUGCUACAAAAAGGAGGUUUAUAUGCAAACAUGUGGAUGAAGCAACAACAGGCUCAGGACUCAGAUUCAUCAUCAGACACCGAAACCAAAGAUCACAAGUCUGAGAAACUGCAGCCACCAUUGACCACCUCAGGACACCACGGGCACUGAAUGUAUUUACUUUAAGAAAAAAAACUGUUAGCACUUUUAUUCUUUGUUGUGAUUGUGAAAAAGUUAUGUUUGAUUUAAGCAUUCAGCAAGGUGGAAGUAAUAUUUUUGAUAGAUUUUACAAAGUGAGGGACAAAUGAUUUGACAUUUUAAAAACCAAAUCAAACUGCUAAACAGGAGUGGAGCUUGAAUCAUUCCUUGCUUUGAGGUUGUUUUCUAUUUAGUUUUUGUUUUGUUUUUUUUAGUAUAAUCCUCCUAGCCCUACAAAUCACCUCCAAUUACUUGACAUUCCUCAUAUUUAUUUUUAUACUUACCUUCAUUUAUUUUAUUUUAUUUUACUUUACUUCGUAUUUUCUUUUUUCUUUUUCACAGUUUUAAAAGAGGACCUAUUGCGCUUUUUCUUUCAUAGAUAUACUAUUUGUGGAUGCUCAUGUAAAGACAGCCAGAGAUUAACGUAUACAGGAGACCAAAAGCACAGGCUUCAGACUGCUCAGCUCAGUUUGAGACUUUUUUUUCUACUCAUGGCUCUAUGAUGCCAGUUUCAUGAAAAACACCUUACUAAUUUGUAUUUAUUUUUAAUGAAAAACUGCAGUGAUCAUAUAGCUCUGCCUCGACUCUGGAGCAAUAAUAUGACCUGAGGCAUAAGAAAGGGAACUCAGCCUUGACACUACAUCUUAGUGCACUGAGAUACUAAUGAAACCUUGUGAAUGAUUUGUGGAUAAGAAUAGAUUUGUAUGCAUGCCAUCAGGGAUUUCGGGUUUUUUUUCAUUAUUUAAGUUUUUGUUUGCUGAAUUUGUGUUGUUCUUUAAAGUGACACUAGUCUUUUAGAAAAGCGUAUUUGCACAUUGAGGCUUUAGGUCAUCAGCUAGGCAGAAGAUAAAGCAGGAUAGAAGAGCUGGUAAUGCAUUGAUGUACAUCUCCAUGUAUUAAGGAAAUAAAACAUUGGGCACUUAUCAUCAGUGUUUCCUGUGACACUGAUUAAAAAUAAAUAUUUUCUUUUCUUUAAUGAUGACAUAGCAAUAGCAUUAUUUAUAUGUGCCUGUGCUGAAUUAACAAGUGAAAAAUAUCUGAAUUAAGAAGAUGUCUUAAAAUCAAAUGUCUAUGCAGUAACAGAUGUUUAAUUAUUAAGUAAGAACAGCCAUAUACGUCUAAGUAAGUUAAUGUGCUGUCUUGUAUCUACCUCACGAAGUAUGUUGUUCAUAGUU